CUGAGCAUUCCCGGCCCCCGCCGUCUCGGCUCGUCCCUGCCAGCCAAGGACUGGAGAAGGAGGUAGUCCCCAGUCCCAGCAGGGCAUCCUGUGAGCAGAUUCAGCGUUCAGCAAGGUCGGUGCCCUAUCUGGGACAGGAAAGGGGGUGCUGGGCUCCCUUGAAGGUGGACCUGGGCCUUGAAGGUGGACCCGGAGCUGUGGCCCCGGCGGCCCGGGCUUCCCCAGCGGGUGCUCCCAGCCUGGGAGGGGAGGAGCAGGAGGGGCGAGGCGCCCUCCCGGGUGGCGAACUAUCACGGAAUUUGACACCCAGAGAGGCAGCUGGUCCCUGGCCAGGACUCCUGAUCCUUCUCAAAUGGAAACGGUUUCUCCCAGUGAACCUGCCGGAAUUCUCAGUGGAAUAUCACUUCGCCUUUGCCUCCUGGCGCAUUUAACCAAGGCCGCAUUUACCACUUUGAGACAAGGAAGGUUCCAAAUGGAACGGGGCUCCCGUAUGCAGAACAAGAGUCUCUUGAUGGAGUCUGGCGGCAUAGAUUGAAAUGACUGAAGGACCAUAAAUAAAGCACACUGAUAAACAGCAAAGCAUCACAUUCAUCACCAUGAAAAUUAGUCUUAGAUUCUUGCUGAGAGAACUACUAAAGGAUGGACCCUAGCAAGAGAAAAAGUGAAUCUAAGGAAUGGAGUGGGAUAUAAGCAAUAGCGGCAUUUCAGCUGGAAAUUUCCUAAUAGGCACUGCUUUGCUACAUUUUAGACUGACAAAAGGAUACUAUAAGAUCUGAUGACAGAGUUUGGUGAAUGAGGACUCUCUCCUACUUUGCUGUUUGGAAAGUGGGGAGGAGGAAGAGGAACUGAAGACGAGGUGGUGGCCGGCGGUCGGGGAGCAGCCUCCAGACCCUCGAGCAAGCCUCCUCUCCAAGGCAGGAAAAGCCCGAGAAUCUACCCACUGGAGCGGCCAGAGGGCCUGAGCUCCAAAGCCCCGGACCCGGCGGCCGGGGGCGCCAGCCCCUCAUGUUCCGCAGAAGGAGCAAACGUGAUGUCAUGCCCAUUGUUUUGGUGCGCCCAACCAAUCGGACUCGCCGCCUGGAUUCUACCGGAGCCGGCAUGGGCCCUUCCUCGCACCAGCAGCAGGAGUCCCCGCUCCCGACCAUAACGCAUUGCGCAGGGUGCACCACCGCCUGGUCUCCCUGCAGCUUUAACAGCCCUGACAUGGAAACCCCAUUGCAGUUCCAGCGCGGCUUUUUCUCAGAGCAGCCGCCACCGCCGCCGCGCUCCUCACACCUGCAUUGCCAGCAGCAGCAACAGAGCCAGGACAAGCCGUGCCCGCCCUUCGCGCCCCUCCCGCACCCUCACCACCACCCGCACCUCGCGCACCAGCAGCCGGGCAGCGGCGGCAGCAGCCCAUGCCUCCGGUGCAACAGCUGCGCCUCCUCCGGUGCCCCAGUGGCGGGGGCGGGGGCGGGGGAUAACCUGUCCCUGCUGCUCCGCACCUCCUCGCCCGGCGGCGCCUUCCGGACCCGCACCUCCUCGCCACUGUCGGGCUCGUCGUGCUGCUGCUGCUGCUCGUCGCGCCGGGGCAGCCAGCUCAAUGUGAGCGAGCUGACGCCGUCCAGCCAUGCCAGUGCGCUCCGGCAACAGUACGCGCAGCAGCCGGCGUCCGCCUCCCAGUACCACCAGUGCCACAGCCUGCAGCCCGCCGCCAGCCCCACGGGCAGCCUUGGCAGCCUGGGCUCCGGGCCCGCGCUCUCGCACCACCACCACCACCCUCACUCGGCGCACUACCAGCACCACCAGCCCCAGGCGCGCCGCGAGAGCAACCCCUUCACCGAAAUAGCCAUGAGCAGUUGCAGGUACAACGGGGGCGUCAUGCGGCCGCUCAGCAACUUGAGCGCGUCCCGACGGAACCUGCAUGAGAUGGACUCCGAGGCACAGCCCCUACAGCCCCCGACGUCUGUCGGAGGAGGUGGCGGCGCGUCCUCCCCGUCUGCUGCCGCGGCCGCCGCUUCGUCCUCAGCCCCGGAGAUCGUGGUAUCUAAGCCGGAGCACAACAACUCCAAUAACCUGGCGCUCUACGGAGCCGGCGGCGGAGGCAGCACUGGAGGAGGCGGCGGCGGCGGCGGCAGCGGGCAUGGCAGCAGCAGUGGCACCAAGUCCAGCAAAAAGAAGAACCAGAAUAUCGGCUACAAACUGGGCCACCGGCGCGCCUUGUUUGAGAAGCGCAAGAGGCUCAGCGACUACGCGCUUAUCUUCGGCAUGUUCGGCAUCGUGGUCAUGGUUAUCGAGACCGAGCUGUCGUGGGGCGCCUAUGACAAGGCGUCGCUGUAUUCCUUAGCUCUGAAAUGCCUUAUCAGUCUCUCCACAAUCAUCCUGCUCGGUCUGAUCAUCGUGUACCACGCCAGGGAAAUACAGUUGUUCAUGGUGGACAAUGGAGCAGAUGACUGGAGAAUAGCCAUGACUUAUGAGCGUAUUUUCUUCAUCUGCUUGGAAAUACUGGUGUGUGCUAUUCAUCCCAUACCUGGGAAUUAUACGUUCACAUGGACGGCCCGGCUUGCCUUCUCCUAUGCCCCAUCCACCACCACCGCUGAUGUGGAUAUUAUUUUAUCUAUACCAAUGUUCUUAAGACUCUAUCUGAUUGCCAGAGUCAUGCUUUUACAUAGCAAACUUUUCACUGAUGCCUCCUCUAGAAGCAUUGGAGCACUUAAUAAGAUAAACUUCAAUACGCGUUUUGUUAUGAAGACUUUAAUGACUAUAUGCCCAGGAACUGUACUCUUGGUUUUUAGUAUCUCAUUAUGGAUAAUUGCCGCAUGGACAGUCCGAGCUUGUGAAAGGUACCAUGAUCAACAGGAUGUUACAAGCAACUUCCUUGGAGCAAUGUGGUUGAUAUCCAUAACUUUUCUCUCCAUUGGUUAUGGUGACAUGGUACCCAACACAUACUGUGGGAAAGGAGUCUGUUUGCUCACUGGAAUUAUGGGUGCUGGUUGCACAGCCCUGGUGGUAGCUGUAGUGGCAAGGAAACUAGAACUUACCAAAGCAGAAAAGCACGUGCACAACUUCAUGAUGGAUACUCAGCUGACGAAAAGAGUGAAAAAUGCAGCUGCCAAUGUACUCAGGGAAACAUGGCUAAUUUACAAAAAUACAAAGCUAGUGAAAAAGAUAGAUCAUGCAAAAGUCAGAAAACAUCAACGGAAAUUCUUACAAGCUAUUCAUCAAUUAAGAAGUGUAAAAAUGGAGCAGAGGAAACUGAAUGACCAAGCAAAUACCUUGGUGGACCUGGCAAAGACCCAGAACAUCAUGUAUGACAUGAUUUCUGACUUAAAUGAAAGGAGUGAAGACUUUGAGAAGAGGAUUGUUACCCUGGAAACGAAAUUAGAGACUUUGAUUGGCAGCAUCCAUGCCCUGCCUGGGCUCAUAAGCCAGACCAUCAGGCAGCAGCAGCGAGAUUUCCUCGAGGCUCAGAUGGAGAACUAUGACAAGCAUGUCCCCUACGAUGCAGAGCGGUCCCGGUCCUCAUCCAGGAGGCGGCGGUCCUCCUCUACAGCGCCACCAACUUCAUCAGAGAGUAGCUAGAAGAGAAUCAGUUAAUCACAAAAUAAGACUUUUUGCCAUCAUAUGGUCAAUAUUUUAGCUUUUAUUGUAAAGCCCCUAUGGUUCUAAUCAGCGUUAUCCGGGUUCUGAUGUCAGAAUCCUGGGAACCUGAACACUAAGUUUUAGGCCAAAAUGAGUGAAAACUCUUUUUUUUUUUUUUCUUUCAGAUGCACAGGGAAUGCACCUAUUAUUGCUAUAUAGAUUGUUCCUCCUGUAAUUUCACUAACUUUUUAUUCAUGCACUUAAAACAAACUUUACUACUACAUUAUAUGAUAUAUAAUAAAAAAAAGUUAAUUUCUGCA
Messenger RNA from Sus scrofa (pig), 3881 nucleotides. RefSeq names its product potassium calcium-activated channel subfamily N member 2 (gene KCNN2). Lineage: Eukaryota; Metazoa; Chordata; Mammalia; Artiodactyla; Suidae. Gene Ontology annotation, biological process: potassium ion transport. Gene Ontology annotation, molecular function: calmodulin binding; small conductance calcium-activated potassium channel activity. Gene Ontology annotation, cellular component: membrane. The record is from RefSeq and is a predicted model, not a curated record.